GAGAGAGAGAGAGAGACGGUAAAAAGAAAAAGAAGAACAGUCAGUUUCGUAAGAAGAAAAAUCUCAGAAACUACGAGUGAGAGAGAGAGAGAGAGAUUAUUCCUUUCCUGAUCUUUCUAGUUUGCACGAUUCGAAAUCCAAAGAUGACAGACAGAGUCUACCCUUCUUCCAAGCCCACCAGCAUUAACGGCACCGCCACCGCCGGUGUUAAUAACACGACAACCCCAGCCGCCCCUGUCAAGCCUCAACUCCGGCAACCUUACCGACAUCCACCCCAGUACCACAACCACCGACGCCGACGCAGCCGACGUGGCCUUUGCUGCUGCUGCUGCUUCUGGUCGCUCCUUGUAUUCCUCGUGGUGACUCUUCUCGUUUCCAUCGCCGGUGUCGCACUCUACGUCAUCUACCACCCCCAGCGGCCCCAGUUCUCGGUCACAUCCCUCCGCAUUUCCAAGCUCAACCUCACCACCACCGCAGACUCUUCCUCGCACGUUUCUUCCCUCCUCAACCUCACUCUCUUCUCCAAGAACCCGAACUCCCAAAUCACCUUCUUCUACGACCCCUUCGUCCUUUCUUGCUUAUCUUCACACUCAGUCCAAAUCGCCAACGGCUCUAUCCCGGCGUUCGUCAGCGACAAGAAGAACGAGACGACUUUUCGAACAAUCCUGGCGGCGUCGAGAGAUCUGGACACGGAUUCCGUGACGGCUCUGAGGUCGGAUCUGAAGAGGAAGAAUGGCGUCCCCAUGAAGAUUCAGAUGGACACCGAAGUGAAGGUGAAGCUGGGAGGUAUGAAGAGCAACAAGGUGGGUAUAAGGGUUACUUGUCAGGGUAUCAAUGGGGUUGCACCGAAAUCCAAGUCCCCGUCGGUGGCUUCUGUUUCUGCAUCCAAAUGCAAGGUCGAUCUACGGAUCAAGAUCUGGAAGUGGACUUUUUAAGUAAUUAUCACUAAAUUUUCUUUUUUUAUUUCUUUUUUUGGGUUUGCUUUGCUCUUUAUAUUUCUUUUUUUUUUAUGGGGUUUUUGAGAAGUUUCAAAGAUGAAGAUUGGUCUGAGAAUUUGAGGUUGAUAGAAGAUUAUAAAAGGGAUUAAGAUUAGAGUUCUUUUGGUAAAGUUUUCUUUUUUAAUUUUUUGGGAAGUUUGAUGCUGUAAGCAAUUCUGGAAUUCAAUGGUUAUCAACUCCACGAUGAUUUCAAUU
Messenger RNA from Juglans regia (Persian walnut), 1193 nucleotides. RefSeq names its product NDR1/HIN1-like protein 13. Lineage: Eukaryota; Viridiplantae; Streptophyta; Magnoliopsida; Fagales; Juglandaceae. Bases 144 to 935 code for a protein of 263 amino acids. The transcript has 2 exons. The record is from RefSeq and is a predicted model, not a curated record. Gene Ontology annotation, cellular component: plasma membrane.